UUGCUCCCGAGUCGCUCUUGCUUUUGCGUCCUGGUGGUUGAGGGCCCGGAGCCGGGGCCCGGAGUGAGUACAGAACAUGGGGGCCUCCAGAGAGCAGCUAGGAUCCCUGCACGGAGACGGAGGAACCAGCAGCUCGCAGUGUGAGGGUCUGCUGUCCCGAGUGGCUCAUCUGGAAAACCUUCUACACACCCUGAAACUGAAAGUGUUCCGUAUAGAGACGGAGAAAGAGCUCGGCCCGUCUAAUACAGCUCGUCUGCAGGUACAGCUGGAGGUUCUGCAGGAACAGUGUGAGGUGGAGCUGCGCUCCUCACAAAGGGAAGCGUCACGUCUAAGGACUCGACUGCAGCAGGAGCAGCUGCACUCGUCACACUGCACUCAGGUACACACAGGUACACACACACACCCACACACACCUCCAUGUGUCCUGAGUGUUUCCACGUACUUUACGAUGAUCUUAUGGAUCAUCUUCAUCCCGAAGUUGCUUGUGAAGUCUAUAAACGCUGCUGUUGCUGCAGAAGAGCUGAAGAGGCUCAAAGUUCAGAUGAGCCAAAAACUCCAGCAGAUGAAGGAGGAGCUGGAGCAGGAGAGCGCCGCCCGUCUGGAGGCCGAGCAGUCCCACGAUACACUGCUGCAGACGCUGAGAGAGACGGAGACGGCGCUGGAGAAGGAACAGGAACAGGUUAAAGCUCUCGAGGCUGAAUGUGAUGCUCUGCAUGCUGAGGAACAGGACCUGAAGGAGGACGUCCAGGAGAAAGUUGGGAUUAUUCAGGUCCUGCAGAACAAGUGUCAGCAGCUCAGACAGAGAUCAGGAGACGAGGACGCUCUCAUAUCCAAGCUGACCAACGAGCUGAAGGGUACCAGGGUAUCUGUGCAGAAGGAGCAGCAGGAGAACGAGACGUUAAUCAGCGUCGGAGAGGAACUACGGGCGGCUGCAGAUAAAGUUCAGGGUUUAUACGAUGACUCUGAGGCCCGGUGUUCUGAUCUGAGUUCAGCUCUUCGCUCCCUCACCGAGGAGAACAUGCGGCUGCAGGAGCUUCUGAAGGUGGAACAGGAGCGCGUGGCUCAGCGUCUGAAGGACCAGGAUGUGCAGUUAGACAUAGCCAAGGGAAACAUGCUGAGUGAACUGCAGGCGGCACUAGCAGACAGACUCCUGCAGAGGAAGGAAAUAGAGACACUAUGGAAAGAUCACACCCACCUGCAGCGGAGUUCAGCCGCGGCCCUGGAGGCGGCCGUCAGUCACCAGGAACUUCUGGAACGAACCACCGUGAAGCUACGAGAGGAUCUGAGCAACACAGUUACAGAGAGAGACACCGUACAACAAGAGAAGGAGGAGGUACAACCACUUCACAUCUACAAAACACAAGAGUUACACCCCCUGCUGGUCCUGAUCAAAGUCCCCCAGGUCUUUAUGCUGAUCAGAUCUGCUGCGUUCCAACACAGGAACAUCUAACGGAUCUGGAGCAGAAUCUGGUUCUCACUCGUUUCUCGUUUCUUCUUUUCUGUCUCGACCUGCCAGCUGAAGAAAGCACUCGGCGACGCUCUCGCCAGGUCACAUGACCUCUCACGAGCCAAUGAGAAGCUGCGGCACAGAGUGCAGGAGCUGGAGGAGCUGGCGAUCAAUCAGAGAGCUCGAAUUAAAGCUCAGAAGGUUCAGCUAAAGCAGCGGCUGUGAAACAAGCUGGUCAGGGUCACAGCGGGUCGGGUUCCACCAGGGAAACACUGGACACGAGGCAGGAACAGUGACCAUCACAGGCCUUCAGACCAGUCACGAACUAUAUAAAUCUCUGGCCUGGUGUUCUUUCUACCCAAACCAGAGGGUAAUAAAGGGGGGUGACAAAGGGGCGUCUUUAUUCUAACCCUUCACCCUCCAGCGCAGGUUGAAUAGGCCGGUAUGAAAGAUUUAUUUGCUUAGAUUUGUAUUUGUAAAUGUUGAUCGUUAAAUUAUUGUCAGAAUGUUUAAGGGUAGUCGUAGCCUAGUAGGUAAGGUACUGGACUAGUAAUCAAAAGGUCGCUGGUUCAAGCCCCACCACUGCCAAAUUGCUACUGUUGGGCCCCUGAGCUAGGCCCUUAACCCUCAAUUGCUUAGACAGUAUACUGUAAGUCACUUUGGACAAAAGCGUCUCCUAGAUGCUGAAAAUGUAAAUGUGUUGUGUAGAAAACUCUGAAAUCAUGUUCAUGUUAAUCACUGUGUUUGAAAUGUAUGAAAUAAAAAAUUUAUUUUAAAA
Molecule: messenger RNA, 2225 nt
Organism: Trichomycterus rosablanca
Lineage: Eukaryota; Metazoa; Chordata; Actinopteri; Siluriformes; Trichomycteridae
Gene: ccdc150
Product: coiled-coil domain containing 150
Exons: 11
Coding region: 77-1450 (457 amino acids)
Source: RefSeq, a predicted model, not a curated record